AUGGACAGACUCGCGCCGCCCGCGCGGCGCGCGCACGUCCUCGCGUGCGGACGCGUCGCGUACGAGUGGGAGCAAACGCUGGACGCGGUGUCGGUGUACGUGCGCGCGCCGCCGGGCGCGCGCGGGCGCGACUUGGACGUCGCGCUCGAGCCGACGCGCGCGCGCGUCGGCGUCAAGGGAAACGCGCCGUACAUGGAGCACGAGCUCUGGGCGCGCGUCAAGGCGAGCGAAUCCACGUGGACGCUCGCGGACGGCGAGCUCGCGUUGACGCUGGUGAAGGCGACGCGAGGCGAGGCGUGGCGGUCGCCGUUCGCGGCGCACGGCGACGCGAGCGACGCGAAGGAAGACGAGCGAGAUAAGCAGCGGUUGAUGCUGGAGCGGUUUCAGGCGGAGAAUCCUGGAUUCGAUUUCAGCGACGCGAGCUUUAACGGGCAGACGGUGCCGGACGCGUCGACGUUCAUGGGAGGGUGCGGCGGCGGGUGA
This is a messenger RNA of Ostreococcus lucimarinus CCE9901, 483 nucleotides long. RefSeq lists its product with no specific name. Gene Ontology annotation, biological process: protein folding. The coding region runs from base 1 to 483 and encodes 160 amino acids. Lineage: Eukaryota; Viridiplantae; Chlorophyta; Mamiellophyceae; Mamiellales; Bathycoccaceae. Gene Ontology annotation, cellular component: cytoplasm. The transcript has a single exon. The record is from RefSeq and is a predicted model, not a curated record.